AUGGACUCGUCGCUGGUCCCGAUUACUCGGGAGCUGGCGCUGUGGCUACUGACGCUGGAGACGGUGCACGGGCCGUUGAACAUUUCCGUUCAGGACGUGUUGCGCGAUCACCCGGAAUUCGACUACAAAGAGCUGGUAUUAUCGGGCCAUCCGGGGUUGAAACGAUUGUCGUUCUGGACUCAGGAUAUGUGUUUUAAGAACCCCAAUCUGUUUGAUUUCGUUAUCACUUUGGGUGGUGACGGUACCGUUCUUUUUACAAGUUGGCUGUUCCAGAAUAUCGUGCCGCCGGUGCUCAGUAUCGGUCUUGGAAGCCUGGGAUUCAUGACGGAAUACAGCUAUGAAGAUCGCAAAGACGUCAUUAAAGAUGUCCUGGAUAACGGUAUUUCGUGUGCUUUGCGGAUGAGAUUCUCGUGUACAGUGUUCCGGUCGUAUGACGAUGGUAAAGUCAAGAAAGGAUACAACGAUUUACAGAAGGAGAUCGAGGCUGGCGCACUGAGUGGCGGUAUUUUCCGAACUCAUAAAAUAGCAGAGUCGUUUUGCAUUUUGAACGAUGUGGUUGUUGACAGAGGUCCAAACCCCACUAUCACUACUACUGAACUGUAUGGAGAUUUCAAGUUUCUCACUUCCAUGGAAGCUGAUGGUGUGGUUAUUUCAACCCCCAGCGGUUCGACUGCAUACUCGUUGUCUGCCGGUGGAUCACUUGUUCACCCCGAUAUUCCCGCCAUUCUGAUCUCGCCUAUUUGUCCACAUACUCUAUCAUUCCGACCAAUUGUGCUUCCAGACUCGCUUAUUAUUCGAGUAGGAGUGCCGUAUGACGCGCGGUCGUCGGCCUGGUGUAGUUUUGAUGGUAAAAGUCGAGUCGAGCUCCAGAAGGGCGAUUUCCUGACCAUAACGGCAUCUCGCUACCCGUUCCCCAAAGUCACCAACGGCCGGUCUAACACCUCGUGGUUCGAACGACUCAGCAACACGCUCCACUGGAACGAACGCAAGCGCCAGAAACCGUUUGAACCCAUGACCAAAUAG
Messenger RNA from Sugiyamaella lignohabitans, 1023 nucleotides. It is a transcript of the gene YEF1, whose product is annotated as Yef1p. Gene Ontology annotation, biological process: NADP+ biosynthetic process; NAD+ metabolic process. Gene Ontology annotation, molecular function: NAD+ kinase activity. Lineage: Eukaryota; Fungi; Ascomycota; Dipodascomycetes; Dipodascales; Trichomonascaceae. Bases 1 to 1023 code for a protein of 340 amino acids. The record is from RefSeq and is a predicted model, not a curated record. The transcript has a single exon.